This is a messenger RNA of Dalotia coriaria, 4627 nucleotides long. Its product is annotated as putative mediator of RNA polymerase II transcription subunit 26. The transcript has 5 exons. The record is from RefSeq and is a predicted model, not a curated record. NCBI's taxonomy places the organism in Eukaryota, Metazoa, Arthropoda, Insecta, Coleoptera, Staphylinidae. Bases 1 to 3996 code for a protein of 1331 amino acids. Gene Ontology annotation, molecular function: protein binding.
AUGUAUACGACAUCACUGCAGCUCUUGUGUCUGUUAUGCUUCGCGCACGUGGCACAAGGACAAGAAGCUGAUGGCAGCUGCUAUGGCGCCGGAUCCAUCGCGCUCAGCGUCGUAUUGACGCUGAUCUUGGGAUUCCUCCUCGCCGGAUUGGUCUUCUUCCUGUACAGCAAGUAUUGGAAAGCAAGAAAAGGUCAACAUCUAAUACUGGAAACCGAUCCCGAAAAAGGCAAAGGAGAAUAUGCGUUCGAUAAUCCGGGAUUCCGAGAUGCAGGUUUGUCACCGGUUGGGAAGUCGGCCGAAAAGUCCGGCGCAAAACUUGAAACGAAUCUCAAGACCAAGUGGAAUCAAUGGUCACCUCUGGGUGUUCUCACAGCGAAGAACGAAAAGAAACGUACGCUAGAUGAUUCCGAGUUGGAGCAUCAAGUGAAGCAUGUUUCCCUACGAAGCCAUGACUUCACGGGCCUCGGUUUCAAUAUUUGCGGCAACAUGAAAGAUGGAAUAUUCAUUAAGGACAUACUCCAUCGCGGGCCCGCCUCAGAAUCAAAGAAGUUGAACGCCGGCGAUCGCAUUCAAAGCGUCACCAUCAGCUUCGAGCAUAUGGUGUACGAAGAUGCGCUGGCGAUCCUCAGUUACGCAAGCCCCUACGAAAUCAUCGUCUCGGCCAAAAAUGGAAAGGCGUUUAAUUAUUCCGGGCAAGUUGGACGACCGCUACAUCCAAUCUAUCGCAGCUCGAGUAAUAUGGAACUCAAUCAGAUGGAGAAAUCAGCAAAGAAACGAUUGUUUGACGAUUCGAGCGACUUUGGUUCGAAUUAUUCUAGUCUCCAAAAGAAUCACAACAGCAUGGUGCCCACUUUGGAGCGUAGCAGAUCGAAAUCGCCCAAACCCGUGAUGAAAACCACGCAAAAGACAAAAGUCGAUCAGCAUCACAUCGAAUACAAAGAGCAUUUACGCCCAAAGGUGCCGCGGAAAAUUGAAACGGAAGUGCAAAACACUGAGAAUAAAGUGCACAAGUUUGGAAUUCAAGUACUUCCGCCGUUGGAGAGUCCCACUAAAUCAGCAGAGACGCAGAACGUGAAUAACAUCAAUCACGAAAACGAGCUGGUUGCGCCGAUAAUGAGCAUCGAUGAAGUCGACAAGAGCAAAAAGAAGGAUCAACUGCAAUACGAAAAUGAAAAUCGACAGCAGCGACAACAACAGGCACCACCAGUAAAAAAGCGGGAGAAAUUACAACUGCAGCAGCAAGCGCAGCAAAAACAAGAGAUUGAAAUUAAACCAGAGGAAGACGUUUUUCAACGCCACAAUUCAGGUAUAAAACGGGACGAGAAUAAUAUUCCGCUGGAAAUUCCCAGCACCAUGAUGAAUGCUGCUGUUGCUGCUAGAAAGAAUCGCAAGUCAAUGGAGGAAGAAGAGUUGAAGAGCCCCAACAAGAAGAAAGGUAAAGCGCCGGCGCCCCCAGAAGCAAACCAAGAAAAUAAAACAGACGCAUUAAAAGGCGAUUUGAAGGGUUACAACUCUGAUUCGGACGUUGAGACAGACAAUCAAUCUUCGGUGAACACGAUCGAGUUAAACGCGAGUGAUAUAACGAUUCAUCAAAGUGAAGAAAGCGAUGAGAAACAAAAUCGCAAAACUGCAAGUACCGGAGAUUUGUCUAAAAUUCAAAAGACGAGAAAAACAAGUACCGGUACCCUUGAGCGUGCGCAAAGUUUGGAUAUUACAGACACAGGAAUGCCUGUCAUGGCUGCUAAGAAACGCAAAGCAGGAAAGAUCGAUGAUUUUGAAUCGAAAACAUCCUCCGAUGAAAGUCUGUAUGGUAGUUCUUUGGUUAACAAAGAACCACGUCUUUCCUUAAUUUUGGAUGGGCUUAACACAUUCCAACGCAGCCGACUCAAGAAGUCAACCGAAUGGGGUAAUUUAGAAGACGCCAUUUUGAGUUUGGACAAGCAGGGCAGCAAUGAAAGUACGCCUCAGAAUAGCAGUGAAGAAGAAUUCAAAAUAUCAAAUGAAAAUUUCAAUAAAAAUUUCAAUUUCGGUGCCAAAUCACCUGAAUUUGAUGCGCUUGUAAAUAAAAUAAAUGAAAUCAAACAAGAAACCAUGGACAUCAUAAACGAGCAAGACAAACAUAUUAAAGAAGUAGAGAUUUCUAAAAAGGAAGUCUCUCAUAUUAUCGAAAAUGUAAACAAUGGAAUCGAACCAGCUGCCAAUGUGAAUGAAGUAUCCUUGAAAAUCGAAGAUGAACCGAUGCCAGAAAUUAUUCGAAAUGUGGAGGAAUUUGACGACAGUCCGAUUGUAACAGCUACAAAACGAGUGAAAAACGUAAUUUGGCCGUUCCAAAAUAAGGACGCUGAAAGUGAGGAAGUACACAUAGAAAUUAUAAACGACAUUAAACCAGAGGAAGAAGUGAAAUCAAUGAAAACGGCUAUAAUGACUGAUAUUACUCCCACUUCCGGCAAAAGCACUCCGAUUAGUAUUACGCAGGUCAGUAAACCAAUUAUUAAAGAAAAAAUCGAAGUUAACAUGAGUCCGAACACAUUAUCGACUAGAAGCGACCAAGAGCCCAUUAAAAUUAAUGAGCCUAAGAUUGUGAAUGUAAACGAGAAAGACAAAACGCCGGUAGUCAAUUUACUGGAAGUAUCCGACUUUUUGCAAGCCGAACGAAACGCCAGUUCAAAAUAUAUACCAGAAUUAGAUAAACACGAAGACACGAAUAUUCCAGACGACAUUAAAGUUUCUCGGCACACAUUUGGUUCACUUGAGAUGCCGAAAAAUGAUAAAAAUGUGAAAAAUGUACAUGUUACAAACGUCAGUAAUAUUACCAUAAAUCAUCAAAAUAAAUACGAAAACGUUAAUGACAAGGCAGAGGAGGGUAUGUACAAAAGUGUCAGUAUAACAACGCCUGAUUUAAUUAAGAACUUAACGAUAGCGGAAGCUAUUCACGACGUUAACAAUGAGGUGACAAUUGAUGGACCUACAUCUCUAACAUUGGAAAUAUCCAAUGCAGGUGCCACGAGUGAUGAUAACAAAAUCGAGAUCAAACAACAAAAUGGCAUUCAGAUGAAACCAAACGGUGAUAUUAAUAAGUUGGAAGUUGCGGCACCGGAUGAAAACGAAGAUAAUAGACAUUCGUCUUUAACAUACAUUACAGAAAUUCAAGUGACUACUCCACAGAAAGUGGAGGCAAUAGACGACAUUCCUGAAAUUGAUAUAGUACCUAAAAUUGAUGAUAAACUAGACAACGACUUCGAGCAGUACAUUAAAAAAUUCGAGAGUAAUAUUAAAACAUUCGAAAGCAACAUCAACAACUUUGAAGCUAACAUACAAAGCAUUACAGAAACUAUCAACACACCGACGACCAUCGAAUCACCAACAAACAACGUUGUUACAACUACAGUAACAACUGUAAAUGAGGUGGUGUGUGUUGAUCCUGAAAAAGAGCUGCAAAAAGUGAAUGAAAUAGUCGAGGAACAACUGAAAAAACUUCCCGAAAUGCGAUUCACAACAUCAAGCUACGAAAGUCAAAUUAAACCUCCAGAGAAGCGCAUGUCGCAGAUCGAAAUUCUGCGUUCGAAUUUCGAAAAAAGUAACAGUCCGCCCAGGCACGUGAGAAGUGAAACUAGUCCCCCUAAAUCACGAAUUCCCGUUUUGAAUAAGACACCGCCCACGUCACCGGAGCGACGGGAUUCUCGCGCUGAUAACGAACAAGACACAAAAGAGAUUUUAGAGAUGGUAUCGUCUAAAUAUCCAAAUAAAAACAAAAACGUAACGGUUACCUCAAUUCGUAACAAUUCGAGAAUACCGUCGGGUCUGCCGACAUACGGUAACAAACCUCCGGUGCCACCUAAGAAGUCUGACAGCGUCGACGAUAUCGUUCACGUUUCCUCGAAUGGCAGCUCUGGAAAUGUGGAAAGUUUCCGACAGUGGGUGUUUAAUCCCAACGAUCAGUCAAUUACAAACAUCUCCGUUACGGAAUCCAAGUAUGACAGCGGCGUACACAAAUGAACGUUGCGUGAAUGAUACGUACAUGAGAGAAUUGUAUUACAUAGUUUUAGGUGCCAUAUCUCUUUCACUUAAACAAUCACGAUACUUCAAUGACCAUUUAGGGAAAUUACCGUUACCGCACUCGCAUUUUCAUAAAAGUAUUCAACAAGGGAACACAGUGCCAAGCGUUUGGCCAUAUGCGAAUAUUAAUAAUAAUAGAUUCACAACUAGAACUUGAAAUUUGUAUACCAGAUUGUAUAUAAAUAUCAUUUUUGUUGAAAUUAUUCGUGAAAAUUAAUUAGUUUUUAUAACUUUAAUGAAAGCAUUCAGUAUUUGUAUGAAAACUUGAUAGAAAAGUAUUAAUUUAAAUGAAUCAUCCAUGUUUGAAUUUUAAAAAUUCAAUGUGCAGAAUGUUUAUGCAGUUAAUGUUAUGUAACUUAGUCAAAAACAAAAAUGCUUUAUUAUAUUUGAAGCUGUUAUGAGUUUAUCUAAUACUAUAUUUUUAUAUACAUUUUAUUGUAAACCAAAACUGGUUCUGUACAUAUUCUAUCAAAUAAUUUAUGUUUUAAGUGCUCAACAUAAUUAAAUGUUAAAUUCUAAUGGGUUUUAUACAGUACAUAUAUAUAAAAAUAUAUUAUUGAAGGGGUUAAAA